This is a messenger RNA of Betta splendens (Siamese fighting fish), 1497 nucleotides long. RefSeq names its product interleukin-5 receptor subunit alpha-like. Gene Ontology annotation, cellular component: external side of plasma membrane. The record is from RefSeq and is a predicted model, not a curated record. Bases 193 to 1164 code for a protein of 323 amino acids. The transcript is spliced from 10 exons. Gene Ontology annotation, molecular function: cytokine receptor activity; protein binding. Lineage: Eukaryota; Metazoa; Chordata; Actinopteri; Anabantiformes; Osphronemidae. Gene Ontology annotation, biological process: cytokine-mediated signaling pathway.
UGUUUUGAGCUUGUGGUUCUUUUAUAAGAGCGUAAGAAAAUAGGUAACAGAAAGAAUCCUGUGAUUUCCUGUAGAGCCCCACAGUGACGUCAUAUUCUCCCCUCCUCACCAGAAGUGACUGUUUUAAGUCUGACAACGUAAUCAGAGAACCAGUCGGCAUCAGACAGGAGGGGCAGCAACAAUAGGUUGGUCAUGAAGGCGUUCCAUCCGGUGCUUUGGUCCAGUUUCCUGUUUGUGUGCAUGUCAAAAUGGGAGUCGGAGGCCAACCAUUCAGAUUUGUGCGAGGAGGGGCCUGAACAUGAGCUCAUUGUGUCGGGAUCCUCAUUCCAAACGUAUCAUGUUCACAAACAUGAGGUGCCCGAACAUUUUUCCUGCCAUACUUACCCAACAAACAAGCUCAACUGCUCCUGGAGGUUCCACACUUUGGCAGAGGGUGCAAAUCUUUCUGUGUCCAUCAGUAUAUGUAAAGAUGUCUCUUGGGGCAAAAUAUUCCAAGAAAAAGAAGGAGCAUGGUCGCACUCUUUUGCUCAAUUUAAACCUGAAGAUGUAGUUGUCGAGUUUAACAUGUCUCUGGCUGACAACUGGACAGCCUACACCUACAUGUUCAACGAGGAAGGGAUGGAGGUGCUGUCCCCACCAUCAAACAUCUCUAUAUCAGUGAAGGAUGGAAAUCUACUGGUGAUGUGGAAUCAGCCAUUCAGUCAUACCACUAAGAAUUCAAAUUGCUUUGACUACGAGCUUGAUCUGGGCGACAAGGAAAACAUCAUAAGCCUGACAAGACCUGACAAGCUGGCCUACACAGAGCUAAAUAAACCCACUCACACCUACAAGGUGAGGAUAAGGGCGAAGAAAUCAGAAAGCUGCUUUGAGGGUCCUGAGUGGAGCGAGUGGAGUGACACCAUCAUGUUGGAACCGACGGCUUACAAACUCAACAUGUUGGUUAUCAUCUCGAUCUCCCUUGGAAUACCCAUGAUCCUCCUGGCCGUGCUGCUCGUGGUUCGCCAUCAGAGGGUGUCCCAACUUUUGUUUCCGCCAAUCCCUCGUCCACCUCCUAAGUACAUCCACUUCCUGGAAAAAGGCCACUUACCAAACUUAUUCUAUCCUGCCCCGAGUUCAAUGACUGAGGAGGAGAUCACAGAAGUGGAGGACACGAAAGAAACUUAGUUCACCAUUAAAGGUUCAGUGGCUACGGGUUAAACGGCACCAGCAUGAAACUAUACAGCGUUCAGGAUCAGGCUUCAAAAUUCUUCUCAUACAAAAAUUAAAGCUUUAUUUAAAAAUAAUACAAUCAGUGCCAUAUUUAUCUUAGAAGCUACAGAAUCCAGCAAACUGAAGCAAAAUAAAACAAGCUAACAUUGUUUAUUAUUAUAUUAAUGUAUUUUAAAAUGUUCAAUCAACAGUGUGAUUGAGUGUGUGAAAGAAUGCCUGUUGAGCCAUGUAUUCAAACCUGAGCUCAUUUAAAAAUUCAUUUAAAUAAAUCACCCUAUUUAACCUGUG